UCCACCUCGGGCAGAGCCGCCGAGGGCGCUUUAGGGGCUGCGGGCAAAUCGUGACGGCUGCAGCAUCACCCUCGGGCCCCGACCAGAGGAUCUGCAAAGUCUGAGAGCAAAUUGCAGAGUCGGCGGCUGGUUUUUUCCUGCCUUCACCGGCUUCGCUGCCUUCCCGCGAGCCCGGCAUGCCCCGGCCCGCUCCUCACCAUCAGCCCGAAUAAAACCUUUGCUUUGACGAGUGUUGCACUCACGGCUGUGCCUUUUGGCGGUUGCAUGUGAAUUUAGCAUUUUUAUUCCUUUUUUUUUUGGUAGUUCUGAAGGGACCCCAGACCUUCGCCUGGAAGGAGCCGAUGCGAUGGAAGGAGAUCAGCCCCCUCUGACUGCAGGAGAGCUGACAACCCCCUUCCUGAAGAAGGCUCACACCCCACCGCUCCAUGAGGACGCCAACACUGUGGUCAUCGCAGUUGUCAUCACCCUGGUGUUCCUCACGCUGCUGACAGUGCUGGUGGUGAUCAUCAUCUACCUGUACAGAAACAAGGGCAGCUACCUCACCUACGAGCAGCCGGCGGCAGAGACCGACAUGUCGGUGCAGAUGGAGGAUGCUCCAUCCAAGGAGAAAGAAGAAUAUUUUAUCUAAGCCACCAGGCCCAGACACACCUCUCUGGUGCACUCAAGUCCAAGGUGCCUAAAUUUCCUGGAGUUGGGAACCUACAAGCUGCUUCUUUUUUUUUUUUCCUUAAUUUAUUAAGCCAACCACAGAAGGAAAAAUAAAAAAAAGUGCGUGGCAGAACUUUGCCCGUGGCAGAGCCAGGGCAGGGGGUACUGCAGCAGGAGUGGAACAGGCACGGCCACACUCCAGCUGCUCGCACCCACCCAGCUCCUCCCUUUGGUGCUUUCUAAUACAGCCCAGUGCAAAACGCUCCAAGAGUGGCUCUUUUCUUUCUCCUUGUCUCACACAAUUAAGUUAUUCUGUCAAUGAU
Molecule: messenger RNA, 971 nt
Organism: Athene cunicularia (burrowing owl)
Lineage: Eukaryota; Metazoa; Chordata; Aves; Strigiformes; Strigidae
Gene: SMAGP
Product: small cell adhesion glycoprotein
Exons: 3
Coding region: 347-628 (93 amino acids)
Source: RefSeq, a predicted model, not a curated record